Archocentrus centrarchus (flier cichlid) is the source of this 1795-nucleotide messenger RNA. RefSeq names its product phospholipase A2, minor isoenzyme-like. Lineage: Eukaryota; Metazoa; Chordata; Actinopteri; Cichliformes; Cichlidae. The transcript has 4 exons. Bases 34 to 483 code for a protein of 149 amino acids. Gene Ontology annotation, biological process: phospholipid metabolic process; lipid catabolic process; arachidonate secretion. Gene Ontology annotation, molecular function: calcium ion binding; phospholipid binding. The record is from RefSeq and is a predicted model, not a curated record.
UGUAGCAAAUUUCAGGUUCCUGUAACUGUAAUCAUGAAACUAACCGCUCCUCCUCUGCUGCUGCUUCUCACUGCUUGUGUGGUCAGUGGUGCACUGCUGCCCAAGGCCUUAUGGCAGUUUGGGAAGAUGAUCGACUGUGCCCAGCCUGGGGUUAACCCUCUAAUGUACAACAAUUACGGUUGCUGGUGCGGCUUCGGGGGUACGGGAACCCCCCGAGAUGAAGUGGACAUGUGCUGCAAAAUUCACGAUAAAUGCUAUCAGGCGUGCAGAAAGAUUCCUGAAUGCACUGCUAUUGCCGACCUUCCUUAUAUUCUUGUUUAUGAUCAUACCUGCGAAAAUCAAAAAGUGACCUGCUCAGCUACCAACAAUAAGUGCCAGGCCGCUGUGUGCGAGUGUGAUCGUGCUGCAGCUCACUGCUUUGCGCAGAAUACAUACAACCCAGAAAACAAGAACCUGGAUCCCAAAGUUCACUGUGUCGACUGAGUCACACAAACCACCACAACAGAAAGUGUGAUUUGUCACUUGUCACUUUCUCUGUCUUUCUUAUUUUUAUAGAUCUCAUCAAAUUGGUGUUUGAUUUUUUUAAAGUAUCAAUUUGAUCAUUGAUCCACAAGUUUGAUCUCAGUUAACAGAAACUUUCAAUAUCAUUAGAAAAUGUAAAAUAAAUAAACUGGCAUCAGGAUGAUACUUAGGUCCAGUUUCAGCAAAGCAACCACACAACAACCAGUGAGUUUUUAUUUCAGAAUAAGAGCAUGGAUCACACCUCUGUCUGUAGAGGCUUGUAUAGAAAAGUGGUCACUUUUUUUAGGAGUGAUCGUGGGAACUGCUGCAAGUGCUAGUGUUUUACUCAGCUGAGUGUUGGAAAGCGCCAAGGGUGGCCUGGGGUGGUUAAUUAGAGUUGAAGACGCCAGGAUCCUAUUAAUUCACACAAUCUCCAGUUGCUGUAUAUUAAUUUACAAACUGCAUUAAUAAAGACAGCUGUAAUGUAAAAAAAAAUCAAACUGCACAGGUGCUCCUUGAUGGUCGUCUCUUUUCAGUUUUCAGAAUGUGUGCGCUUGUGUAAUUAAAACAAAUGAACUUAAAUAAAUAGUGUCAUCUCUAGUCUUUGCCUUGGCAGAGGGCAGAAAUACAGAGAGUUACUGGACUGGUAGCUAUUAUUUUUAAUCACCCCAUUUUAGGUCUUUUAACUGUUAAGUAUCAGAAAGUCAUGUACGAACAUCUGGACUGAUGAGACCGUGUAUUUUAAAGGCUGCUUUUUCUCACCAGCACAAGGACCAAAAGAUUCACAGAAAGGCUAAAUGGAGAAACUAGUCCGAUAGUUAAUCCCAUCGUUAUUAGGAAAAGGAAUGCAGCGAGGAAAUGGAAGUGAAACGAUUUCAUGGUCCUUGGUUUUGGACCCAGGGAUUUCUCUUAUGGACUUUGAAUUCUUGUUACCAUUUAACACGCCUUUUGGUUCUUAGUUUGAUCAAUAUUGUUUAUUCUUGAUCGUCACUUUUAAAGGAUUUUGAGUCUUAGUUCUUUGUUUCAGUUUCUGGUUUGGUUGUUUCCUCUAGCUCCAUCACCUUUUGUUUUUAUUGUUUCCCCUUGUCCGUUGUAGAGUCAUCCCACAUAGCUGUGUUUCCUUGUCCUGGUUCCUCUAUGCUUCCUAGUGUUUCCUGCAUGUUUGCAUUCCCUGAGUUUCCUGUGUUAUUAUAAUAAUGUCUCCUGUUUAUUUGCAUUCCCUGGCUUAACUUUCCAUUUUUUGGAUUGUGUUUAUCUUUGGACUAUCCAGCAUUAAAUGCUCACCUUAUGUUUA